This is a messenger RNA of Leguminivora glycinivorella, 1156 nucleotides long. RefSeq names its product autotransporter adhesin BpaC-like. The record is from RefSeq and is a predicted model, not a curated record. The coding region runs from base 1 to 990 and encodes 329 amino acids. The transcript has a single exon. NCBI's taxonomy places the organism in Eukaryota, Metazoa, Arthropoda, Insecta, Lepidoptera, Tortricidae.
AUGACUAUAUUUGGUGUCAGCGCGCUCGGUGAGGGCUCAGCCGAGGGCGGCGAGGGCUCAUCCGAGAGCGGCGAGGGAUCAGUCGAGAGCGGCGAGGGCUCAGCCGAAGGCGGCGAGGGCUCAGCCGAGAGCGGCGAGGGCUCAGCCGAGGGCGGCGAGGGCUCAGUCGAGAGCGGCGAGGGGUCAGCCGAGAGCGGCGAGGGCUCAGCCGAGAGCGGCGAGGGCUCAGCCGAGGGCGGCGAGGGCUCAGCCGAGGGCAGCGAGGGCUCAGCCGAGGGCAGCGAGGGCUCAGUCGAGAGCGGCGAGGGCUCAGCCGAGAGCGGCGAGGGCUCAGCCGAGAGCGGCGAGGGCUCAGCCGAGAGCGGCGAGGGCUCAGCCGAGAGCGGCGAGGGCUCAGCCGAGAGCGGCGAGGGCUCAGCCGAGAGCGGCGAGGGAUCAGUCGAGAGCGGCGAGGGCUCAGCCGAAGGCGGCGAGGGCUCAGCCGAGAGCGGCGAGGGCUCAGUCGAGAGCGGCGAGGGCUCAGCCGAAGGCGGCGAGGGCUCAGCCGAGAGCGGCGAGGGCUCAGCCGAGGGCGGCGAGGGCUCAGUCGAGAGCGGCGAGGGGUCAGCCGAGAGCGGCGAGGGCUCAGCCGAGAGCGGCGAGGGCUCAGCCGAGGGCGGCGAGGGCUCAGCCGAGGGCAGCGAGGGCUCAGUCGAGAGCGGCGAGGGCUCAGCCGAGAGCGGCGAGGGCUCAGCCGAGAGCGGCGAGGGCUCAGCCGAGAGCGGCGAGGGCUCAGCCGAGAGCGGCGAGGGCUCAGCCGAGAGCGGCGAGGGAUCAGUCGAGAGCGGCGAGGGCUCAGCCGCAGUUAAAAAACUAUCUAUAAGCGACUCUGUCAAUUCUCGGUUAUGUUUGCUUAGCAAAGUAAGUUCUAACGUAGCAGUGGAGAGCUCCUGUAUCUCUUUGUUAGCAGAGCUUAAUUUUGAACUUAGAGUUUCGAGCUCAGCUCUCUGAUUUAAUAGUUUAUCAGUCAUCUUCAAAGACUCUUUCUUUGAUCUGAUAUAUUUUCUACAAAUCCUCAUACAGUGCUUAAUUUGAGAUCUUUGCUUAAUUUUGUUUGUUGUCUUCGAAUGUCUCUUCACUAGUUUUUUAAUAUCGUAGUGGAAACUAUUACAAGAGU